Molecule: messenger RNA, 2348 nt
Organism: Periconia digitata
Lineage: Eukaryota; Fungi; Ascomycota; Dothideomycetes; Pleosporales; Periconiaceae
Source: the annotation of a GenBank genome assembly
GACAGCCCCCCCUAUACUCAGCUGUCUGCGUAUUACUCGGUACUUGGGUACUUGAGGUGGAAAGGUGUCAGAAUCAUACUGUCUGUAUAUGUAGGCAUCCAACAGAUGCAUUCCUAUUCUUACAAUCCGACGGGAGACGGCUUCAUCAGCUGUGUGUGCUGCACACACUACUGUCCAUGUAGAUACCCAAGUUCAGUACCCCCAGUACAUAUGUCCCACUCACCCAGGCGAUCCCAUUCCCAAUCCCCCAGCGGUCAUGGCAAAGCCAAUCAUGAUAACAGCAACAGCAACAGCAAAUCAUGUUGGAUCGUGACGCACCACCACCAUCCGGCAGCCAUUGUGAUGUGCAGAACAGCCAAAGUUGCGUGCGUGUGCUUCAAUUGCGCCUUGGAGAGCUCCCCGUGUGUGCACUGUGCCCCCCUUUUCCCUCUCCCUUCCCCUCGUCAAGCUUUCUACUAGCGGAGAUGGCGCAUCUGCAACACCCGCUAGUCCGCAACCGCCGCGCCUUCUGGGCCUGUCCUUGACCCUUCUCUCCCGCUAGAGCGCACCCAGAACGGCGGCAGAGCAGACCUUGCACCAUUCCCAAUCCCACCGUCGCUGCUGCAGGGAGAGUAGCUCACAACUUAUUUCUCGCUCAACCCCCGCCAGCCUCACAACACCACCACCACCACUCCUCCUCCUCCUCUCCCUCCCCCACCUCCACUUCCUUACAUCCUCUGCAGUCUCGCUCGCCCGGGUACAUGCUCAAUUACGCUCGCCAGACCCUCAAGAAAGUUCCUAGUUUUCAAGAACUGCUGCAGGGCAAAAUGGGUUCCGCCAAGGAAGAAAUCAAUGUCGAUGUGCUGGUCAUUGGUGCUGGCCCUACGGGUCUCGGUGCUGCCAAACGCUUGAACCAGAUUAACGGCCCCUCGUGGUUGAUUGUCGACUCCAACGAGACCCCCGGUGGCCUUGCCUCCACCGACACCACCCCAGAAGGCUUCCUUUACGACGUUGGUGGCCAUGUCAUCUUCUCCCACUACAAGUACUUCGACGACUGCAUUGACGAGGCUCUUCCCAACGAGGAUGACUGGUACACGCAUCAGCGCAUCUCCUACGUUCGCUGCAAGGGCCUUUGGGUCCCUUACCCUUUCCAGAACAACAUCUCCAUGUUGACAAAGGAGGAUCAGUCCAAGUGCAUGGAUGGCAUGAUUGACGCUGCCCUCGAGGGUCGCGUUGCCAACACCAAACCCCAGGACUUCGAUCAGUACAUUCUACGAACCAUGGGCAGUGGUAUCGCCGAUCUAUUCAUGAGGCCCUACAACUUCAAGGUCUGGGCUGUGCCCACUACCAAGAUGCAAUGUGCAUGGCUUGGCGAGCGUGUCGCUGCUCCUGAUGUCAAGAAGGUCAUGUACAAUGUCAUACACAACAAAGCAGCUGGAAACUGGGGCCCCAACGCUACUUUCCGUUUCCCUGCUCGUGAUGGUACUGGUGGUAUUUGGAUUGCUGUGGCCAAGACGCUUCCCGAGUCCAAGACCCGCUUCGGCGACCAUGCCUCUGUCACCAAGGUGGAUGCAGAUGGCAAGCGUGUCACUCUCAAGGAUGGCACCGUUGUCAACUACCAAAAGCUUGUCAACACCAUGGCCGUGGACUCGUUGGUUCAGCUCAUGGGCGACAAGGAGUUGACCACCCUGAGCAAGGGCCUGUUCUACUCAACCACCCACGUCAUCGGUGUCGGUAUCCGAGGUGAGCGCCCGGAACGCAUCGGAGACAAGUGCUGGCUGUAUUUCCCCGAGGACAACUGCCCCUUCUACCGUGCCACCAUCUUCUCCAACUACUCUCCUUACAACCAGCCUCAAAAGGAUGUCAAGCUUGCUACUCAACAGCUGGCCAACGGCUCCAAGCCCAGCUCGUCUGAGCCUCAAGAGGGCCCUUACUGGUCCAUCAUGUUGGAAGUCUCCGAAUCCAGCAUGAAGCCUGUCGAUGUGAAGAACAUCCUCAAGGACUCUAUCCAAGGUCUCAUCAACACUGAGAUGAUCAAGCCUGAAGAUGAGAUUGUUUCCACUUACCACCGUGCCUUUGACCACGGUUACCCUACCCCUACUCUUGAGCGUGAGGGUGUUCUUACCAAGCUCCUUCCUUCUCUUUUGGACAAGGACAUCUGGUCCCGUGGACGUUUCGGCUCCUGGCGUUACGAGGUCGGUAACCAGGACCACUCGUUCAUGUUGGGCGUUGAGGCUGUGGACAACAUUGUCAACGGUGCCGUUGAGCUCACGCUCAACUACCCCGAUUUCGUCAAUGGCCGUCGCAACGUGGAGCGCCGUCUUGUGGAUGGUGCCCAGGCUUUUUCACAGAUCAGGGCUGUUGAAUAA